Messenger RNA from Trichoderma reesei QM6a, 1644 nucleotides. RefSeq names its product catalase (gene cat1). Lineage: Eukaryota; Fungi; Ascomycota; Sordariomycetes; Hypocreales; Hypocreaceae. Gene Ontology annotation, cellular component: peroxisome; mitochondrion; cytoplasm. Gene Ontology annotation, biological process: response to hydrogen peroxide; hydrogen peroxide catabolic process. The transcript is spliced from 7 exons. The record is from RefSeq and is a predicted model, not a curated record. Gene Ontology annotation, molecular function: heme binding; catalase activity. The coding region runs from base 1 to 1644 and encodes 547 amino acids.
AUGCAGAGUGCUAACGAAGGACCUGCCGACAUUAUUGCCAAGGUAUCUGGUGUUGUGAGUGGCGGUAAGAGGGAAGAUGAUAGCCUCUACUUUACCAACAACGAGGGCAUCCCGUUUCCCGAUCCUGCCCAUAGCAAGACUGUCGGAGGCAUUCCCGUCGCCAGCGAUGUGUUUCUCUUCCAGAAGCAGCAACACUUCAACCGAUCCAAGCCAUUGGAGCGAAUGGUUCACCCUUGCGGCUCUGGAGCCUUUGGUUACUUUGAGUGCACUCAAGAUGUCACCGAACUCACUAAAGCCGACUUCCUGUCCAGCCGCGGGGAGAAGACGCCCGUCUUUGUGCGGUUCUCUACCGUGACUUUUGGCCGCGAGUUCCCAGACCAAGGGCGGAACCCGCGCGGAUUUGCCAUCAAGUUUUACACCACGGAGGGCAACUAUGACAUUGUCGGACUCAACUUUCCCGUAUUCUUCUGUCGAGAUCCCAUUCAGGGUCCCGAUGUGAUUCGCUCUCAGAGUCGUAACCCCAGGAACUUUCUCCUCGAUUUUGAUGCCCUCUUUGAUCUGCUCGCCAACACCCCGGAGGCCAACCACGCCGGCCUCAUGUUCUUCAGCGAUCACGGAACUCCCCAGGGCUGGCGCUUUAAUCACGGAUAUGGCUGCCAUACCUUCAAAUGGGUCAACAAGACUGGCGAAUUUGUCUACAUCAAGUACCACUUUAUCGCCAAGCACGGCCAAAAGACGUUCACCGACGAGGAAGCCGUCGCCAUGUGCGGCAGAGACCCGGAUUAUUCCAAGCGCGAUCUCUGGGACGCCAUCGAGCGUGGCGAGGAUAUCGAGUGGACUGCGUAUGUGCAGGUGAUGCAGACCGACCAGGCAGAUCCCGAUAAGCUUGGCUUCGACCCCUUUGAUGUUACCAAGAUCUGGCCGAGGAAUCAGUUCCCCAUGAAGGAGUUUGGCCGGCUAAUGCUGAACAAGAACCCGGAGAACUUCCAUCGCGACGUGGAGCAGGCUGCCUUUUCUCCUGGCAGCAUGGUGCCAGGCAUUGAGGACUCACCUGAUCCUCUUCUUCAGUUCCGCAUGUUCUUCUACCGGGAUGCUCAGUAUCAUCGUAUCGGUGUCAACUUGCAUCAGAUUCCCGUCAACUGCCCUUUCAUGGCAAAAUCGUAUGCGUCGCUCAACUUUGACGGUCCGAUGAGGACAGAUGCCAAUCAUGCCGGCAACAAGCAGUAUGCGCCCAACAGCUUUGCGCACAAGUUCCGGCCAGACACGGCGGAAGCGCCAUAUGCUGUGAGCGACAACAUUAUGAGCCGCAAGAGUCACUACUGGCACGAAGGCAAGAAGAACGACUACGAUCAAGCGACGGAGCUCUGGACGAGGGUUAUGACGUCCCAAGAGAGGCAGAACACGUGCAAGAAUACGGCCAAGUAUCUCAGCCUCGUGAAGUAUAAAGACAUCAGGCUUUACAACAUUGCGCCUGACUACGCGACUGGCGUCUUUGAACUGCUCAAUGAAACUGAGUUUGACUUAGGUGAGGUCGAGAGCCUGGCGGAAACAGCCCAGGAGUGGUACAAGGACAAGAAGUUUAUGCCUUCCACUGGCGAGAACUUGAUGGGCAAUGUCCCUGGGAUGCCGGUGUAUAAUAUUUGA